Schizophyllum commune H4-8 is the source of this 1740-nucleotide messenger RNA. RefSeq lists its product as uncharacterized. The record is from RefSeq and is a predicted model, not a curated record. The coding region runs from base 342 to 1313 and encodes 323 amino acids. Lineage: Eukaryota; Fungi; Basidiomycota; Agaricomycetes; Agaricales; Schizophyllaceae. The transcript has a single exon.
UUUCAUCGCUCCCCCUCUCCUCGCGCUAUCCUCCAUCAGGAUAAUCGCCUGCAGAAGUUGACGCCCGGCCUCUCUCAUUUCUGUGUCCCCGUAUCCUACCACGAUGUUCAUCGAACGUCUUAUCUAGAAGGUCGACUUCGAGGUCGCCCUCUGGCAGGACUGCGAGGCUACCUUGGGCUCAAGCGUGUUGAUGCCAACCAUGAGCGCUCUUCUGGCGCAGGCCAGGCCCUGCAGAACCGAGUGUCAUAGACUCGUUCGUGCCAUGUGCGACGAGUUCAGCACCAUCGCCCACUACGCCGACGCUAUCGCCCACGCCAGAGAGAGCCUGCGCGCUCUUCGGCAUGCUCAUGCUAAAUCUGGCAGUACCCUACUCGCAAGAUUGCUCUGAUCUCCCGCCUCGGAAACUUCACAUCGAAGUCCUCGUCAUUUACAUCAAGGACGUCCUGCUCGACGAUGCAUGCAACAGCUUGGCACGCAUUCAACAUCCCGCGACGCACGUUUGCCACCUCUGGCACAAGCUCGCGCUAUCGAUAUCAGGUGUCUGGGCCGACCGCCCUGACCUUGUCAUCAUCGACCUGCAACCCAGCCGACUAUUCCGACAUCGUGCUCCCCUCCUUGCUAUCGCUCUCCCUCGAGGGUUCUGCUUCGUUUCUCUUCGACGCCUUCCGGGCCGUCUGCCGGAAGAAGGUUGUUCUGUGCGGACAUUGCGACUUCGACUCGCUGCAGAAAUGUGCGACCAAAGAUCUGACCAUCUGCUUCACUCUCAUAUCGCUAUCCCUUCUCGCCUCGCGCGCACGAACGAGGUUAGGUCUAGCUGUUCGAGCCCUACACAAACCUCUCGCACGUCUAUCACCAACUCUACUGAGCACGAGCCCGCCGAUCCCGUUCCGCACUCCUUGCACACUUUGGAGGCUUGUCUCAGGCAUUGUCCCGGCAUGCUUCCCAGUCUCACCCACCUUGACUUCACCGAUCUCCAUGUCGACUCGCAGGAAUGCGUGUAUCUUUUGGAGGCUAUUGUCGAGGCUCGGGUGCAUCGCCGGGCACGCGAUGCGAUUAUGCUCAAGUUCUUCGCCUAUGCGUUCGGGACCACAAACCACGCUUGCUCGACACUCUCCGUUCACUGGAAUGGGUUACUCACCGGACGAUUAAGCAAGCGCCUUCGGACGAGGACGAGGAUGGGGAAGACUCUGGCUCUGGACAGGCCAGGCGCGAGAGGCUACGUGGAGAACGUCCCGGAUGACGGCGCGAGCGGCAGCGGCGGCGUGGACAUCGAUGCCGACAGCGAUGACGACUGGGCUAAGGUGGAUGGGUAGCUCAUGGGCUCGCUGGGUGACAGCCCCGCGGAUGCCUUGGACUCAGGUGGCCACUUCGGCGUGACUGAGCUCUUGGAGCUCUAUCCUGACCAUCAGCCUUGACGAUCACGACCUCGCGUUGGACGAGGAGUACGCGCCAGGCUCCAUAGACGGCGAGUCGGUGGAUGGAGAGUGGAACGAUGAUGGUGCGCGUCGUCGUGCUCAAGACCACGAUUACCCCGUCACUUUUUAUAGGUCAUCUCAGCUGCUACGAGGUUGAUUCUGACGACGACUCGGGGUAUCUUUUGCGUACUCGUCGCACCUAACCAAUCGUUCACCCCGACAUUCUCCCCACUAUGAACGAACCUCGUGGUGACACGACAUCCCCUACCCAUCGUUCGUAGUGCGACCCCGUUCUUCAAUAUAUGCAUCCAUCUGUCAUUCGAUA